Scutellospora calospora is the source of this 1686-nucleotide messenger RNA. Lineage: Eukaryota; Fungi; Glomeromycota; Glomeromycetes; Diversisporales; Gigasporaceae. The record is from the annotation of a GenBank genome assembly.
AUGGAAAAUAUAGAUAUAAAUUUUGAAAAUAUUGGAUCGAUCAUCGACUAUAUGAAAAACAAAUUUAAAUCAAUUGGCAAUCAGAAAAAUAAUUCGCGUUAUGCACGAAACAAAGCUCUUUCUAUUUAUUCAACAUUUGAUAAGACUCUUAAAAGGAGAGAAGUUCAGGAUCUUCUUGAAACGAUAGAAAAAAAGGCAAAAAUGAUGAAGAUUGAAAUCUUGAACGAUAAAAUGGAAAUUGCCUCAGAUACAAGACUUACGAAAGAAUUCGAGACGAAUCAAGUAGAAACUAAAGUGGACGAAAAUGAUACUGAAAGUGAUAGCGAAGAUUGCACUGAAAGUGAUAAUGAAGAUCAUGUUGAUUACCAAACUGACGAGACUAGCAAGCACGACUGCCUUGAUGGUGAAAAUUUCCUCAUGAUAACCCAUGAAGAAAUUGAGAAUAGCAUCGAAAAUUGGAAGCGCACCAGAUCUCAAAGUGGUCAAUUAGAUAGAAAUGAUGCAAAAUAUGGAACUCGAACUCCUCCCCACAAAAUAAUUGAAAGUUUUCCCAAUUCUGAUAUCAUUCCUCGAUCCUCAAAUAAUGAAAGAAUCCUUAAAGCUUCUGCUGAGAAUUUAGCAAGUCCGAAUGAAGUUAAGUAUUUCCAAGAAUUUAUUCCUCUUUUCGAAAAAUACAAAGAUCAAGAAAAAAAUAAUAUAUACUCCUGUACCAACGAUGACGUUAUGGACAUACGGGGCGAUAGCGGGUUUGCUAAAUUUUUAACUAUUGAUCAAUACGCAAAACUGCUUUCAGUACGACCAAAAAGGAAUGCGGUGUUACCGGAAUGUUGGCAUAGAAUUAUAGAGGAAUAUUAUAUGGAGUCAUUAACCGAAAAUGAGCCAAAGAAAACAAUUUCUGAUUGGCUUCGCAUAACAGAAUCAUUGAUCAUAGUUAAAGAUACCGAGGAAAUAACAAAACUUAAAAAGUAUUUAUAUAGAGUAAUGUUACCUUUAAUUGAGUCAUUCCUUAAACCCAUUCCGGACAUAAGUGCUCCAAAUACUAGUGAGCAUCACUAUUGGGCAGAGUUUGGCCAUCGUUUUUUUUCUUACGCUUUACAAGAAUUUGUAGGUCUUGAUUGGCGAGCGCAAGUUCCCGUACUUGCAUCUAAAUACAGAAAAAACUAUGGGCUUGAUCAUGCAAUACAUAAAAUAGUUGAAGGAGAAGCCUCUGAUCUGUUGGCUUGGUCUUGGGAGACAGGAGAGGAAAUUUUAGUCGGAGAGCAGGCAGGACCUCCAACUGAGCCUAAUCUUACAAAGCUCUCUAUGGAUUUUUUUAAACUAUAUAGAGAAUUAAGAGAUUGUGUGAAUGUUCGCAUAUUGCAUGCAAUGGAAGUCGGGGAUAUUAAUUACAAUAAUCGAGCCGUAUUUGGAAUACUCGGAUAUUUGUUUGAAAUAAAGAUGCUAAUUAUGUGGAGAGACGGUGUAUACAUAUAUGAAGAGUUUGGGUCUUUUACUAUUGCCUCUCAUUCAAACAUGAUUCAUACAAUGAAGGAUGGCAUAUUAAAGUUACUGGAAUUUGUCAUGGUUAUUAAGGAAGAGUUAAAACGUUCUGUGGAAGUAGAAUAUGAUAACGAUAAAAUUCAGUUAUUUAAAAGAAAGUUUAGUGACAUUAUUCAGACGAAGCCAUCACCAUUAAAGGUUUCAAGG